AUGGAGGUAGCUGGGCAGACGUGCAUCAUGAAGGAUAAGGUUCGUGUGAACAGGAAAGCCCUUGAGGCUGUGCUCGAGCAAUGCCAGCUCGCCCUCCAACAGCUUGCUGCCGGUUAUGAUGUGGAUGAUGAUGAUGAUGAUGAUAAUGAUGAUGAUGAUGACGACAAUCAUGAAGUUGUUGCUCCCCAGGACACCAUCAAAACCUCUGCCCCUUUGAAUAGCCACGCUGAUCCAGUUGAGGAAAUAAUGAAUAAACUUAUCGUCUUUGGUGUGACUAAAGCAAUCAACAAUUGUGUUGCCUAUGAUGCAGAAGGGGAAAGUGAUUCCUGGGACAUAGUAGAUGAAAAUGACACCUGGGGACACUCUAAUGUGGAUUUAGAUGCACAUGACUACAUUUUGGUUCGACAAGAAGAUGUAAAGGAGGGUAUAGCAUCCUUCAUGGCUGCAUAUCUGUUGUCUCUUGAACAAGCUAAGGAUCUUACCCCAAACCAGCUUCAAGAAGCACUAAGCAAGACAUUCUCCACGAAAAAGAAAAAGGGCAAGCUUCGAAAGGCAUGGGAUGGAACCAAAGUAGUUUACAACGUGGCAUCCUGGGGCGCUACUGCCAUUGGCCUAUAUCAAAACCCUGUGCUUUCAAGUGCUGCCUCGGUGGCAUUCUGGACUUCAUCCCGAGCUUUCUCAAAGCUGUGGUGA
Molecule: messenger RNA, 693 nt
Organism: Striga hermonthica
Lineage: Eukaryota; Viridiplantae; Streptophyta; Magnoliopsida; Lamiales; Orobanchaceae
Source: the annotation of a GenBank genome assembly